This is a messenger RNA of Nelumbo nucifera (sacred lotus), 2184 nucleotides long. It is a transcript of the gene ROT3, whose product is annotated as Cytochrome P450 superfamily protein. Gene Ontology annotation, molecular function: iron ion binding; heme binding; oxidoreductase activity, acting on paired donors, with incorporation or reduction of molecular oxygen, NAD(P)H as one donor, and incorporation of one atom of oxygen. The record is from RefSeq and is a predicted model, not a curated record. Gene Ontology annotation, biological process: multicellular organism development; brassinosteroid biosynthetic process; sterol metabolic process. Lineage: Eukaryota; Viridiplantae; Streptophyta; Magnoliopsida; Proteales; Nelumbonaceae.
AUUUAUUAAAAAGUUGCGAGCUCUAGAUCUCCCGAAUCUCUCCUUCAAUGUCACUCUCGCUCUCUCCUCUCAUUUUCUGUGGUUCCGAGUUUCCAAGAACGAAUAGCAGCUUCUUUUUUCGGAAGCUUCAAAAUUUUUUCUUUCUGCAGCCAAACAAUUAAUAUAACACAAAGUCUUUGAGAUUGGUCUUACUCUUGGGCUCAAACCCAUUCAAUUUCAGCCUGAAUCUACCAUUUAUUUCUUGUCUUUUGAGUUUUGACUCUCCUCCUCUUCGACAAUAUAGGAAUUUGUAUGAAGUGGGAAAUUUAGGUUAGUGGGCCUUCGGAAAAAGAGUUUCUGCAGGCUCUCUUCAAGAGUGUUAAGCGUUUGACUCACUGUAAAGUAGGGUUUCAAACGUGUAAAGUCGGAACUUGAAAGGAGUAAAGACUUGUGCUUUUGAGAAUGAAAUUGGUUUUAGCAUUCUGGGUUUUGGUGGGUUUUAUCGGGUGGUGUUGGUGGAAGAAGAAGAAGAAGAAGAAGGAGAAGGAGCAAUUAGAAAACCAGUCCGGGAUUCCCAAAGGGACUUUAGGGUGGCCUUUAAUAGGAGAGACCUUGAAUUUCAUCGCCUCCGGCUACACUUCUCGACCUGUUAGCUUCAUGGAAAAGCGCAAAUCUCUAUACGGUAAUGUGUUCAAAUCUCACAUAUUAGGAAUGCCCAUCAUAAUCUCGACCGAUCCAGACGUGAACAAGGUAAUUCUACAGAACAAUGGAAGCAUCUUCGUCCCUUUCUACCCCAAAUCGAUCACAGAACUACUGGGAAAAUCUUCUAUACUUCAAAUGAAUGGUAAUCUACAAAAGAGAGUGCAUGGGUUGAUCGGAGGCUUCUUUAGAUCACCUCAACUCAAAGUUCGAAUCACACGAGAGAUAGAGAAUGCUGUCAACAAAGCCAUGGAGGCUUGGAGGGAUGGAGAUCUCGUUUACAUGCAGGAAGAAACCAGAAACAUUACGUUUCAAGUAUUGGUUAGGGUGUUGAUGAGCGUUGGCCCAGGUGAAGAUUUACAGUUUCUGAAGAGAGAAUUCGGAGAAUUCAUUAAAGGAUUGGUCUGCUUACCGAUUAAGCUACCGGGAACCAGGCUAUAUAAAUCACUGAAGGCUAAGGAGAGGCUGUUGAAGAUGGUGAAGAGGAUUGUGGAGGAGAGGAAAAUGAGAAUGGAGAGUAUAGAUGAGAGAGGUCCUCUCAUGGACGCAAUAGAUGUUUUAUUGUGUGACGCAGGAGAAACAGAAGACAAACAACAUCUACCGUUGGAUUUCAUCAGUGGGAAUAUCAUAGAGAUGAUGAUCCCAGGAGAGGACUCGGUGCCCAUGCUGAUGACACUGGCAGUCAAUUAUCUCAGCGAGUCUCCCCUCGCUUUAAAGCAGUUAGUGGAGGAGAACAUGGAGUUGAAAAGACAGAAGACACAAUUAGGUGAAGAUUAUGCUUGGACGGAUUACAUGUCGUUGCCAUUCACUCAAAACGUGAUUAAUGAAACCCUUAGAAUGGCAAACAUCAUUAAUGGUGUUUGGAGAAAAGUUCUCAGAGAUAUAGAAAUCAAGGGUUAUUUUAUUCCAAAGGGGUGGUGUGUACUGGCUUCCUUUAUUUCUGUUCACAUGAAUGAAGAGAAUUAUGAGAACACUAACCAAUUUGAUCCUUGGCGAUGGCAGAGAAAAGGAGGAAACAUCAACAAUAAUUACUGUUUUACACCGUUUGGAGGAGGGCAGCGGUUGUGCCCUGGUCUUGAACUCUCUAGGCUCGAAGUCUCCAUUUUCCUUCAUCAUCUUGUCACCCGUUUCAGAUGGGUGGCUGAGGAAGAUUACAUCGUCCACUUUCCGACAGUGAAGAUGAAAAGGAAACUGCCUGUCUUUGUCACACCCAUCUCAUCUUAAGAGUUCAACUGCAUCUCUUUGCUUUUGCCUAUAAAUAUAUAAAGAGAGAGAAAGAUGAUAAAAGGAAUUGAAGAUGAAGAGCAGCCAUGGUUGGGGUCCACUUGAGAACUGGUGGACUGGACCUCAUUUCAUGGAGUGGAUGUAAUGUAAAUCAGGAGAAGCUUCCAUGGUGAAGCCUGUCAAUUGAAUUGUGGGUCCAUAAACAUAAACAAAGUACAUGGAUAAUAAAUAAGUAGAUCCAUGAGUAAAUAGAUUUGCUUUUUAUUUCUUUGCAAAACGGUA